UGAUCGUUCCCGCGUGGGUUCAUGUGAGUGCAGCUGCCAAGUCCAGACCAGUUUGGAGAGUCAGAUUUUGAAUUUACGGCCAUGGACAAAGCGAGAUGAUUGUUUGGAUUUUUCUGUCCCUGUUAAUCACCACAGAAGUGUCUACGACUACUGGAAAGUGUUUUAAAAGCGAAUUUGUGGGAAACACAGUGAAACGGCAUUUCAAGCUGUAUGGUGAUGGUAUAACAUUACUUCCUUUAAAAGUGAGCUACAGCAAAAGAGCAUCUCAUCAGGUUUCCUCUCAUGUGCUGCGCAUUUUAUUGGAGGAAGUAUUAGGAUAUGAAGAUGUUGUUUUAGUCCUUGAUGAUUCUGGAUUAUCAGUUCACAAGGCUCUUCAAAAGAUAUCAGGAUGUUCAAAUCACAGCUGUGACUCUAGUGCUGUUCCAGAUGUUAUGAUUAACACAGAAGUCUGGGUAGCACCAGGUUAUCAAUACAACAAGUGGUUUGACAAAAAAUUUGUGAAUGAAGCUGGAAACAUUUCUACACACGGCAGAUUUGGAUGGUAUCUUCCAACUUCUUUUGUUAAAAGGUUAUGGAAUGACAGCAGGAUCAUAGCAGACAGCUGGAGAGCUUUACAACUACAGUCAGUGUUAGGACAAUUGUUACAAAAUGCAUCACUGCUUAAUUCUUACGUUAACGUCUCAGAAUACAAGAAAUCUUGUGAAGAAAUUGCCAGUUGUAGUAAUGGCUGGUUUCACAGCACAAAGUGCAGGGAUGGUGAUAAUACAAUGCAUUGUGCAGUUCUUUUGGCUGAUUUUCCAGAACACUAUGGAUCAUUGCUCCAGCAGCAGAUUAAAAGUCUUGGUCUGAAUAUAUCAGUGGUGUGGUUGGCCUCAGAGUUACAACAAUUUAUCAAUGGCAGGGUUGAUCAGCCAUUCCUUCUCUUAAACUGGGAACCAAAUACUAAACCAACCACAGAGAAGUUGACAAGAAUAAGUCUUCCGCCUUGCAGUGCCAGCGUGUCUUUUAUUCAUGCCUUGUCAUCUCACCAAGAUUACUACAACUGUGAUUUUCCACCGAGUCAUCUGUAUAAGUUUGCUUGGGGAGCAGUUAAAGAUAAUGCCCCUGAUGUAUACUACCUGCUGUCAAACUUGUACUUUGAUAAGGAGACACUUGGUGGCCUGUUACAUAAAUAUGCCUAUGGAAGAGGAAAUGUUACAAGUGAGGAAAUCGCUUGUGAUUGGUUAAAGCAGAAUAGGGAUACAUGGAUGCAAUGGUUGCCAUCUGGGAGUUUUAAUAAAACACCAGUUUAUCUAGGAGGGAUGUUCCCUUUAUCAGUCAGCAAGGAUGCUGUGUGGAGCAGGCCUGGAAUUUUGCAGGGUGCUCUGAUGGCUUUGGAAAGCAUCAACAGUGAUUUUAAAAUUCUCAAUAAUUACAGCUUGGAGCUCAUUGUAGAAGACACGCACUGUAAAACAUCUCUCAUUCUCAAUGCAUUCAUUGAGUUUAUGUCACGAUCUCACAAUAAAUCGAUAGUGGGAAUCAUCGGCCCAGCCUGUUCAGUUCAAACUGAGAUCAUUGCUGAAGUUGCACCACUGUACAACACAAUGGUCAUGGGUUAUAGUGUGGAAGGUGUUGCACUGGCAGAUCGGGAAAAGUACCCAUUGUUCUUCAGAACUUCUCCUAGCUAUGCAGAAUUCAAGUUUGCCUACACUGCCAUCUUUGGGUUUUUUCAAUGGAAGCAAUAUGCCUCAUUAACUGAUACAAACUAUGUAUCACGCACUGUGACAGCAACCCACGAGUAUUUGGAGAGCCAAGGAAUUAAUUUGGUGUAUGCAAGACAGAUCACUAAUCAGGACAGUGUAGAUAUUAAGACUUAUGUGAGGUCCUUAAAGGAGAGCUCAGCCAGGAUUGUCAUUGCAACUUUGUUUGAGAGUCUGGCAAGAGCUGUUGUGUGUGAGGCUCAUAUUCAAGGCUUGACUCCUCAGAAUGGCUAUGUUUGGUUUCUGCCAGCGUGGCUAGCACAUGAUUGGUGGGAUCUGGACCAUUCUCGUCAGGAUAGUGACACCUCUGUAGGGAUCCUCAGUGUACCUUGCUCCACAGCUGACUUGAAGGAGUUUGUCAAUGGAGGGUAUUUUACCCUUUCGAAUGCAUUUUAUGGUGAGGAAUUGGACACGAUACUAAGUGGAGGGACUGUGAGCCAGUGGAGACAGGAGUAUGAGAGAAGGGUUAGGAAACAGGGUCACACUCCCUCAGGAUAUGCAAGUUUUGCUCACGAUGCUGUGUGGGCCUAUGCACUGGCUCUUGACAAACUUUUUAAGUCACAUCCAGCAGGACUGGAUACAAUAAGAACAAAUCACACAACGCAGUUGUUGAAGAACUUCCUCCAGCAGACCAACUUUAGUGGUGUAUCUGGGCGUGUCAUUUUCAGAGCUGGCGAGCGGUACCUUCCCAUAGUUGAAAUGGCGCAACAUUUUCCUACCAAGGUCGUAAAAGUCGGGCGUGUGCUCCCUAACAUGUACAGAGCCUGUGGCAGUAGCAACCGCUGUCUUGAAAUGAAUGAGACCAGUAUCCUGUGGCCAGGGGGGAGGAGACCUACAGACGGCAGAUCAAAGCCGUCCUCCCAUGAAGUUUGCUCGGUGGAGUCUUUCAGAGCCGCACUUGGUCUUUCGUGCACGGGAGCCAUAGCUGUCAUAAACACUAUAACUAUCGGCUUGUUCCUCAUCAUUGUUAUAACUCUGAUAUGGAUCUGCAUCAAGAAGAGGUACGAUCGUAAGUACAAAGAGACGCAACAGAGGAUGGAGGAGUUGGGAUUGAUGGAGCAAUCACCUAUGCUUCACCUUGACGAGUGGGAGAUCCCUCGGGAGAGCAUUGUUUUGAAUCGUAAGCUUGGUGAAGGAGCAUUUGGAGCUGUGUGCGGUGGUGAAGUUAUUGGGCUUGGAGCAGAGGGGGAUUGGUUACCUGUGGCAGUGAAGUCUUUGAAGAUUGGUUCUUUGCCUGAAGACAAGCUUGAAUUCCUGAGCGAAGCAGAAACGAUGAAAAUCUUUGACCAUAAGAAUAUUGUGAAACUGCUGGGUGUUUGUACCAAAGGAGAGCCAGCUUUUGCCGUAAUGGAGCUGAUGAUUCAUGGUGACCUAAAAAACUUCUUACUGGCCAGACGUCAAUUUGCAAACCAGGAUUGUAAAGAGGCCGAAGACGUUACUCCUAAAAAGUUAACUGCGAUGGCUUUAGACAUCACCAAUGGACUGAAUUACCUCGCAGAAAUGAAGUUUGUUCACCGUGAUCUUGCUCUGAGGAACUGUAUGGUAGGGUCAGGUCAUGUGGUCAAACUCGGUGACUUUGGUAUGGCGCGGGCCAUUUACGAUUCGGAUUACUACAGGUUUGGACGAAAAGGCAUGCUUCCUGUUCGAUGGAUGUCUCCAGAGUCUCUCGCAGAUGGUGUAUUCACAACCAAGUCUGACGUAUGGAGCCUGGGUGUGACCUUAUGGGAACUGGCAACGUUUGGCAGCUUUCCUUACCAGGGCCUCUCAAACGGAGAAGUUGUGGAGAGAGUCAAACUAGGGCGCAUCAUGGAAAAACCACACGGGUGUACUAGCGAACUGGGCACUUUGCUGACAGAAUGCUGGAGAAAAGACCCCCUCCACAGACCAGACCCGGAUAAAAUUUGCGACUUGCUAACUGCUCGUGUAACCAUGGUCACCGCUUGUUUAGACUCUCCUAUGUCAAGUGUGGCCACGGAUGAAAACUGCGUGGGGCGUAGUGAGAUCGGGAGGGACAGCAUGAGGAAGAGGCGAGGCACCCCAUCACCCUCUCCGCGGCGAACUCGCGCAAUUACCCAGCUAACUUAAGAGCAGAUUAAAAUUUUAAUGCCGCGUCGCGAAAAUGGUGUAACUCCAAGUGGCGCUAUAUAGGAUCGAACUGCAAACACUUUUUGGGAGAGGGGGCAGGGGGGGGGUGUGAAAACAUAAUUUGCAAGAUCAAGCUGAUUUAAUGAUUCGCAACAAUUCCCAGUCUUCACGGCCAUGUCCUGUCCACGUCAAGACAGAGUUCUUUUUCCCAGUCUUCACGGCCAUGGCCUGUCCACGUCAAGACAGUUCUUUUUCGGAUGAAGACAUGAAAUUCUAGUUGAAACGCGACUUCGGUCUCCUUGGGAUUCUCAAGGUUUUCUGUCAGUUUUGUUCAAAAGGGAGGACCUUAAAACAUUAGUAAUUAAUAAGACGGCUGUUGUCUGUGGACUGUUAUGGUAACAUUCUGCGCGAAAAGGGACCUGCUAACUCUAUGCAAUUCUGAAUAGGAGGUAUUCCAUGUGUCGCGCAAAGAAAACGUUUAUGCUCACAUUUGCAACGAGGACGUUCGCCGUGGCUGCAAUGUGAAAGCCUUAUGAACCUUGUGAACCAUAUGAUCCCCUCGGCUUUUCAGUUUUAAAUUCUUUGGUGAACACUGAUUACUAUACAGUUGAUUCAUAUCAUACGUUGAAAACUCACCUUUAGCAACCCACGAUCGACCUCUUUUAACUUGAACAUUACGAAUCUCGAAGGAAUCUCCGAUGUAAAAUACUAAAUAACAAAAGUUACGAAAUGGCAAAGGUAGUUAAUCACGUUAUUUUGAAACUGUUCA
Stylophora pistillata is the source of this 4593-nucleotide messenger RNA. RefSeq lists its product as uncharacterized. Gene Ontology annotation, cellular component: plasma membrane; signaling receptor complex. The record is from RefSeq and is a predicted model, not a curated record. Gene Ontology annotation, biological process: positive regulation of kinase activity; protein phosphorylation; cell surface receptor protein tyrosine kinase signaling pathway. Gene Ontology annotation, molecular function: ATP binding; transmembrane receptor protein tyrosine kinase activity. Lineage: Eukaryota; Metazoa; Cnidaria; Anthozoa; Scleractinia; Pocilloporidae.